This is a messenger RNA of Physella acuta, 3538 nucleotides long. RefSeq names its product acyl-CoA 6-desaturase. Gene Ontology annotation, biological process: lipid metabolic process. Gene Ontology annotation, molecular function: oxidoreductase activity, acting on paired donors, with oxidation of a pair of donors resulting in the reduction of molecular oxygen to two molecules of water. Lineage: Eukaryota; Metazoa; Mollusca; Gastropoda; Physidae. Gene Ontology annotation, cellular component: membrane. The record is from RefSeq and is a predicted model, not a curated record.
CAAUACCACCAUACACCCGCAAAGUGUUGGUAUUUUUGGCAUCUAGAUUUUAGAUCUAUAAAUCUAUACUUAUGUAACUGGGACUUCCAUUUUAACGUGUGUGCAUGUCUAUAAAAUAAUAUUAAUCUUUCUAAAUUUGCUUUGAUUUUUUUGAUAGGCGUGUUGAAGUUGUAUUUCUAUUCCUGUUGGAAAAUUCUAGUUCUAGUCAGUAUUCCAUUUGAAGGAAUAAAAAUGGAGAAUGGGACAAAAGCUAAAAAUGGUCAUAGUCAUGCCAUACAAACUGUCACUUUUGAGGAAGUGAGCAAACACAAUAAAAAAGAUGACCAAUGGCUACUAAUUAAUGGAAAAGCGUAUGACAUAACAAACUUUGCCAAGAAACACCCUGGUGGAGCCAAAAUACUUAACCAUUAUGCAGGAGAGGAUGCAACGGAUGCUUGGGUUGCAUUUCACAAUGACAAAGAAAAAGUCGGCAAAUUCCUGCAAAGUUUAUAUGUUGGUGAUGUUGUUGAUCCACCAUUAAGUACUCUUAAAAAAGACUUCAGAGAUCUGAGAGAGAUGGUUGUAAAAAGUGGUUGGCUUAAAUCAGAUCCAUGGUUUUAUCUAUUUCAUUUUUUCCACAUCAUCGGUCUAGAGGUACUUGCGUGGUGCUUGUUAUGGUAUUUUGGAACACAGUGGUAUAUAACACUGGCAGCCAUACUCAUUUUGGCAACAGUUCAGGCCCAAGCAGGGUGGACCCAGCAUGAUUAUGGUCACCAUAGUGUUUUCCCUGACCUCAAGAGAUCACACCUAUUCCAUCAUUUAACUAUUGGCUUUAUGAAGGGAGCCUCAUCUCAUUGGUGGAACUUCCGCCACUUUCAGCACCAUGCAAAACCAAACUUAAUCAAAAAAGAUCCAGAUGUUGAAAUUGCGUAUCUGUUUCUUAUUGGAGACAAGCUUCCUGUUGAGUUUGGUAAAAAGAAGAAAGGUUUUAUGCCUUAUCAAUGGCAGCAUGAAUAUUUUUUUCUAUUGGGACCACCCUUAUUAUUACCAAUUUAUUUCCAUUUUGAGAUCAUUUACUUUUGUCUUAAAAGGAGAGACUGGCUGGACCUUGGACUGGCCAUUGCAUUCUUCAUGAGAUUUUUCUACUGCUACACACCAUUUUUUGGUGGUUGGGGAACAUUUGCUUUUUAUAUGGGCAUGAGGUUUGUUGAAAGUCACUGGUUCACCUGGGUCACACAAAUGAGUCACCUGCCCAACGAGGUAGACAGAGACAGCAAAAAUCUGGACUGGUUCACCUUGCAGCUGAGGUCAAGUUGUAACGUCAAGUCUAGCUGGUUCAACGACUGGUUCACAGGUCACCUCAACUAUCAGAUUGAGCACCAUUUAUUUCCUACAAUGCCUAGAAUGAACUAUCACAAGGUAGCUCCACUGGUUGAGUCAUUGUGCAAGAAACAUGGAAUAGAAUAUCGGAAUAAAACUUUAUAUACUGCUUGUGCUGACAUUAUAAGAAUGUUGAAAAAGUCUGGUCAGUUAUGGUAUGAUGCUUACUAUGAUAAAUAAUAACAUAAAAAUUAGGUUCCUGAAAAAAGUCUUCUUUAAAAAAUGUACAUUAUAGGAGCUCUCAUGAACUAUUAUAGAACAUACUAAAAUGUUUUUACAAGUUCUUUUUUUUUCUGCUAGAAUUGUUUUUAGAUCUCAAAUUUGGUGUAUUGAUUUUGUUAGCUACAUAUUUUUUAUGUUAUUAUGUGAUUGUUAUUCUAUUUGUAUUAUUUUAAUAUGAAAAUGUUUCUUUUAAAGUGCAGACACAAUCAAAUUGUACAUUAAUUUAUUGCAUAUAGGGCUUACAUUAAUUUUUAAACAUAUUCUUUUCUAUUCUAUUGAUCAUUUUAAGUUGCAUUUUAUGAUUUUAUGACCACAGGGUAUAACUUUUUAAUUUACCUUAACUCUAAUUUUCACUGCUUAUAAUUAAGCUUCUUUCUAUGUAUAUGCUUAUUAUAUUUUUCUUAAACUAUUUUAGGUUUUUUCCUUUUUUAAAUGCUUGUUUUUGUAAAAAGAAAUUUUUUUUUAAUGCGGCAAUUUUUGUCAGCUUAAAUUAUGGAAUGAUUAUUAUAAUUCUGCAUUUCAUUAUUUUCUUCAGAUGUUGUACCAUUUACUCUUGGUAAAUACAAGUGAGCAGUAUUUUAAAAACAUCUAUUCGUAUAGUAUGGGAAAUCAAUGCACAAAAACUAAGUGCAGACCCAACAAGAGUAUUGUUAUAAUUUUAUGCAAUAUCACUAGUCUUAUAGGAAGGAAUUAACUUAAAUUUUGUUUAAGAUAACCUUUUAUCAGAUAAAUAGUAUUGAUGAUAUCCAUUCAAUUUGUGAUGUUAUGUUCUAACUUAACCAGAGUGGACUUAGAUUUUGACUUUUCCUCCCUCCCAUUUACAUACUUGUAUAUUUUUUAAAUCCAAUUUACUGCCUCUCUCUACAUAUCUAUAAAUAUAUUAAUUUAAAAAGAAAAAGUGAUGCUGGGAGAUGAAAGUCCCUAAGCUAAUGCUGCUGUAUCUCAGUUUUGGCUUGAAAGCUGUGAAAUUACCAGAAUUAAGAUUGUAAGGCAGUAUUUUUAAUGUCUAGAUAACCUGUAACACAUAGGAGAAUCCUACCAUCACGUGGCAAAUUAGAUGUGAACAGAAAUUUUUUCUCACACUUGUUUAUGUUAAUCUCAAUGCUUAAACUCUUGACAGAUCAAUUUUGUGUAAAAAAAACUACGUUUUUGUAAAAUAUUUUAUAUAUUUUUUGUUUUAGCAGUUCUAAAAUUAAUACACAAUUAUAAAAAUGUUUUUAAAAACUUUUCAUACAAAGCGUGAAUUUAUAAAAUCAGUUUUAUACAACCUCAGGCUAAUCAACUUUCCUUGUACUUUUCAAUCAGCAUUGUACAUUAUUUAUUGAUUAAUCACACAAGUAAUAUUUAUAUAAUAUAUUAAAUACAUAGCUACAUCUUGUGCUUGUUUGAUCAAAGUCAUGUACCUAUUCUGUGAUAAUUAUGCCAUUUUUAUAUUUUGAAAUAUAAUAAUGAAAAUAUAUAAUUUAAUUGCAUUAGAAAUUUUAGGUUAUUAACACAUUUUUAGAUUUUUUAGUCUCUAAGAUUUUUUUUUAUGUAUCCAGUGUGUUGGUUUAUGUAUUAUUUUUAUCAAAUCUGUUAAUGAAGUAUUGUAUUAGGUUUCUGUCACAGGUCCAUCAGCUGCUGUAUUAUCUGGGUUUUUGCUGAUACCCAAUCUGUUAUUUGACUUGUCAGCUUUUAUAAAACAGGAGAAAAUUCACAUCACCAUUGCCUGCUAUCUCAAUCCUUAAUCCAUAACAUAAGACCCUAGUGUUUAAUGUUCUAUUAUAAAAACACUGAGUUAUUUAAGUAUUUUCCCUUGCCACUGCUCUGUAUAAAUCAGAUUGUACAUUCUUCCCAUUAAAAUAAUCACUGCUGACAAAUUUAACUGACAUAUUGUUUUUUUAUAUGAACUUAUUUUUUUACACACUAUCUCACCUCUAUUGUGUUUGAUGCAAUAAAUUAGUCAAUGUCCAGAUAA